AUGACUCUGACUGACCUUCACACCCACUCUCCAUCUGAUAAAGAAGACGCACUAAAGACACAUCCAGAACUCAAUGACAAGCUAAAUGUGAGCUCAGAUGGAGCUGAGGCUCGACGCAGACUGAGGGAAUGUGAGGGACUGGUGGACGCUCUGCUGCACGCUCUCCAAUCAGCUGUAGGGAAGAAAGACAUGGACAACAAGUCGGUGGAGAACUGUGUUUGUAUCAUGAGGAACCUGUCCUACCACGUCCACAAAGAGGUGCCAGGGGCCGAGAAGUUCCUGGAUCCCUCGUCGCUCCAGGCCCCCGGAUCAGCAGGACCACAGAGGAAGAAGAAAGACGACGCAGGCUGCUUCGGAGGCAAGAAGGCCAAAGAGGAAUGGUUUAAUCAAGGCAGAAAAAACGGUGAGAGCGACAAAAACUACGACACACUGGAUCUGCCUAAGCGCGCAGAGCCGACAAAAG
Messenger RNA from Labrus bergylta (ballan wrasse), 463 nucleotides. Lineage: Eukaryota; Metazoa; Chordata; Actinopteri; Labriformes; Labridae. The record is from RefSeq and is a predicted model, not a curated record.